Messenger RNA from Syngnathoides biaculeatus (alligator pipefish), 1259 nucleotides. RefSeq names its product dehydrogenase/reductase (SDR family) member 3b (gene dhrs3b). NCBI's taxonomy places the organism in Eukaryota, Metazoa, Chordata, Actinopteri, Syngnathiformes, Syngnathidae. The transcript has 6 exons. The coding region runs from base 50 to 958 and encodes 302 amino acids. Gene Ontology annotation, cellular component: lipid droplet. Gene Ontology annotation, molecular function: oxidoreductase activity, acting on the CH-OH group of donors, NAD or NADP as acceptor. The record is from RefSeq and is a predicted model, not a curated record.
UUUUUGCCCCACCCCCCCCCCCUUCCCCCCCUCCUCCUUUAUUUUGGCCAUGGAGCUGAGGAGCGCGUGUCGGGUGCUCCUCUUCCCGGUCCAAAUGCUCUUGUGCGCGCUGCGCUCGGCGCUGUCGUGGCUGGCGCCGAAGGCACGCAAGCAGCUGGCCGACGAGGUGGUGCUCAUCACCGGAGGGGGACGCGGCAUCGGACGCCACCUGGCCCACGAGUUCGCCAAGCAGGGCGCCAGGAAGGUGAUCCUGUGGGGCCGCACUGAGAAGUGCCUGAAAGAGACGGCUGAGGAGAUCUCCCUGGCGGGAACCGAGUGCCACUACUUCCUGUGCGACGUGGCCAAUCGGGAGGAGGUUUACAAGCAGGCCAAGGUCGUUCGAGAAAAGGUGGGAGAUGUUACGAUAUUAGUGAACAACGCAGCUGUGGUCCACGGCAAGAGUCUGAUGGACAGCGACGACGAUGCUCUACUGAAAUCGCAGCACAUCAACACCAUGGGACAGUUUUGGACCACAAAGGCCUUUCUGCCCCGGAUGCUGGAGCUUCAGCACGGCCACGUAGUGUGCAUCAACUCCAUCUUGUCCCAGUCGCCCAUCCCCGGGGCCAUCGACUACUGCACAUCCAAGGCUUCGUCUCUGGCCUUCAUGGAGAGCCUGACGCUGGGCCUGCUGGACUGUCCCGGCGUUGGCUGCACCACAGUCCUCCCCUUUCACACCAACACCGAAAUGUUCCAGGGCAUGAGAGUCAGAUUCCCUCAGCUGUUCCCGCCGCUCAAGCCCGAGGUGGUCGCCCAAAAGACUGUGGAUGCGGUCCGAGCAGACGUGGCUUUUCUCUACCUGCCGUGGACCAUGCACGCGCUCGUCAUUCUUAAAAGCUUCAUGCCACAGGUUGCACUUGAAGAAAUCCACAAGUUUACGGGGAGUUACACCUGCAUGAACACAUUCAAAGGCCGGACAUGAGAUUCGGCGCUGGUUCAAGGCGCCUUCGCCACCCCCGAGAGUUCAAAUAGGGGACGAUGGACCGAUAUGUGCUCGGAGGCGGGGAAGACGUCAUCGCGGAGGGAUAUUUUUUGCAUCUGAAAAGUGAAAUGACAUUUUGAGAAAGGACUUUUUGGAAUGUCAGGGAACGUGUUUGUAUAAUAUUGUACAGAGAUGUCUUCUCAGAAGCCAUGUAUAGGUUUGUACCUGUCACAUUUUGUUUUAGUCAGAUUUUUCGUUUAACUCGCUUUUAUUUUUGAUUUGCAUAAAAUCAGGACAAUAA